UCCCCGCUGUCCGGUCACGUGACCAGGGGAUGAGCCGAAUUAAUGCUGAGGCACAGAGCCCUGAACACACGACGCACUGGAUGCUUACACUCUGAAUACCGCACUGCAAACCCUCGCCAUUACAUCUCUGAGAGGCCUACAUGAAAUAACUGCACCUCGUUCUGAAGCAGGAAGAUGAUUUCGCCGUGGGACAGAUGGUACACGACGAGCUGCUGCCUUUGUUGUCAUGUACGGACGGGAACCAUUAUCCUCGGCGUCUGGUACAUGCUCAUCAAUGCCGUGGUGCUGUUAAUCCUGCUGUCUGCUCUAAACGACCCAGUGCAGUAUCACUACCACCUCACCAGUGCCGAACUUGGCACAGACUUGGAUGUCAUGGAUGACGCAAACAUGUGCAUCGCUGCUGCAAUUUCCCUGCUGAUGAUAUUGAUUUGUGGGAUGGCGACCUAUGGUGCUUAUAAGCAACAUGCUGCUUGGAUUAUUCCAUUUUUCUGCUACCAAAUCUUUGAUUUUGCCCUUAACACCCUGGUAGCAAUUAGUGUCAUGGUUUACCCGAACACCAUUCAGGAUUACCUUGAGCAGCUGCCUGGGACCUUUCCAUACAAAGACGACUUAAUGUCCACCAACAACAUAUGCCUAGUGUUCGCAGUACUUGUCUUCAUCGGCUGUAUUCUGGCCUUUAAGGCUUACCUGAUUGCCUGUGUGUGGAACUGCUACAGAUACGUUAGUGGAAGAGGCACCACAGAGGUCUUGGUUUAUGUCACCACUAAUGAUACAACAGUGCUGCUCCCAUCCUAUGAAGAGGUUGUUGCAAUUCCGCCGAAGGAGCCACCCCCUGAGUAAAUCUCAACAUGAGACGGAUGUUUUCUCUCUCUGACUCCUUCAGUCUUCUCCAUAUAUAUCCUCCAAAGAAAAGCUUUUUCUGUCAGUGUUUCCUAUUUCCCCACUCGAGCCUUCCACUUUUUACUCUGUGACAUGUCUAUCCUUUGCUCCCUGAAGGCAGUAGUGUGACUUGCUUUUCCCUCUGCGAGUCUUCACAGCCUUCCUGGCAACAGUGCUGCGUGUCAGCUCCAAUUUGGAUUUGCACUUUCAGCGUUCAGUCGUUAUGCACAGCACUGACCUCCCCUUUUUUAAAUACUGUGAACUUCUCAGCACUGCUGUUGGCUACUGAAAUACCUGACAUAUAAAUGUGGCAGGUGUAAUAAACAUGCGAGUUACUUAAGAGCACUUUCCGACUGGCAGUUUUCCCAGGAACCUGAUGAAUGUGGCAGCCAGGGUAAUAUAUAUAUACACAUACAUCUUUAUAUUAACAAUGAAUUGUGAGAAUUGUGAGAAUUGUGAGAAGAUCCUGAAUGACCAGUCUACAACAUCUUAAACAGGUUUAUACCAACAGUAGCCAAUAUUUAAUGCAAUUUCAAAGUUACUAAUAAAAAUACAUUUCAGAUAAUUUCCUAGUGAUGGGUUAACAGAAACAUUUUGCAAGUAUUCCAAAUUUGAGAUGAGAUAUAGUGUAUAUAGUUGCAGUUUAAUGAAAAACAAGGAUACAGGUUUAAAUGUGAAAGUAAUCUAGUCAUUUUCACAACAUUAUCUUCAUUAUUUUUCAUAUAGAAUAUCUGAAUAUGGCUAUUUCACACACUGCCCUGUAUUGCUGAUUUUAUUUAAAACCAUACAUCCAGUUGCUACCGGUCCUAUGCAGAGUCGCCACAUUGUUUUUGCACAUAAGUCUUAAUAAUUCAUGUUGUACGUUCUCUGAUAGAUAAUGAAGGAAAGUUAUAGACUGUAUGUAGCACAGUAAUGUAGUACUGCUAUUACACAGCCGUGUAUGGGUCUGAAUAUAGGUGACAUGAAUCUCCUGAAGUCUUCCCUAGCUUAAUUCUGCUUAAAAUUUGAAAAUGAAUUUGUUAAUGUUAUAUAAAGAUCUAUGCAACAACUAUGCAGAAUUAUGUUAAAUUGUACUGCGUUUCAACACCGAGCACUUUAGUAUCGAUGCCUUAAAUGAAGCCUGCAGACUCUCGGUCACUGCUCUGGUUAUAUUAUUUCCCCUGAAUUUGCAUUUUCCAUUUACCGGUUAUUUAUAGUGUUCACUUGUCUAGCUGAUUUCUGUAAUUAUUCAUUGGGAGCUGUCCUCCUUGCUUUAUGUAGCUCUAGGGUGCAAUGGAAGGAAAUUUGCUAAUUAGUAAAUAACAAAAAGGGGGGACAAAAAUCUUACAAAACUACCAACAAUCUAUAGAUAAACCAAUGGUUUUUACAUUGUUGCUACAUUUUAUACACUGAAUACAUUGAUCACAUCUCUCAGAGCUCUUAAACUAUAUAAACCAGUGACAGAAUGUCUGUCUGCUCCAGUUAAGCAUUCCAUACAAAAGAGCUGUGGGUUGAAACGUAGUAAAAUAUCGCUAUGAACAACCUGCAGUAACCACGUUUGCCGUUUCCUUGUCAUGAACCAGAUCGUUAUUCAGAUUCAAUCAUUUUGUCCUGUGAUGUGUUUAGGCUCCUAAAAUCUAACAUUAUAACCUGAUCCAGUUAAUCACCUUAAAUUUCUGAGUGUGUAAUAUGUUUGCUUAGAAAAAAAUAGUCAAUUCUGAAAUUUCUUACUGGUUUUUACUGUUGGUUGUAUGUUUUGUCUGUAAUUGAGAUGAUUCGAACUUGAUGUUCUAUCAGCUGCAAUAUUUGUACUGAACAGUUCUUAAAAUUAAAAGAAUCUCAUGUUGA
This is a messenger RNA of Pangasianodon hypophthalmus (striped catfish), 2706 nucleotides long. RefSeq names its product lysosomal protein transmembrane 4 beta (gene laptm4b). The transcript is spliced from 7 exons. Lineage: Eukaryota; Metazoa; Chordata; Actinopteri; Siluriformes; Pangasiidae. The record is from RefSeq and is a predicted model, not a curated record. Gene Ontology annotation, cellular component: lysosomal membrane. The coding region runs from base 175 to 840 and encodes 221 amino acids.